Physella acuta is the source of this 1569-nucleotide messenger RNA. RefSeq lists its product as uncharacterized. The record is from RefSeq and is a predicted model, not a curated record. Gene Ontology annotation, molecular function: GTP binding; GTPase activity. Lineage: Eukaryota; Metazoa; Mollusca; Gastropoda; Physidae.
UGGAAAUGGCUAGCUGUUUAAGCGAUCAUCACUAGACGCCAGAUCAGAUCUUUAGUCUAACGUUUGGUAUAAAUAUGAGGACUUUCUAGCCUCAUGCUAUACAGCAGCUAUCAACAAGAGGAGGUCGCACCAAACACAGCGUCAGUCGGAUUAUCAAAAAUUAGAUUUCGUCAACUCAACUCGAUACAAUGGGACUUCUGCUGGCCAAACUUGCUCAAGUGUUGGAGAGUUUCCAGAUGGGUGGUCAACCCGCCCGUGUGCUUAUGUUAGGGUUGGAUGCGGCAGGAAAGACAACCAUUUUAUACAAGGUGAAGUUGAAUGAAAACGUGUGCACGAUCCCAACCAUUGGAUUUAACGUUGAGACGGUCACACCUGUCAAAGGUGUCAGUUUCACGGUCUGGGAUGUUGGCGGUCAGGAGAAGAUUCGAGCACUGUGGAGGCACUACUACACCAAUACACAGGGCCUGCUGUUUAUCGUGGACAGCUCUGACGUGGCCCGGAUGGCCGAGGCCAGUAAGGAGCUGUUUGACAUCAUCGAGUCCCCCGAGAUGGCCCGCGUGCCGGUGGUCGUGGUGGCCAACAAACAAGACAUGCCCGGCGCCCUGGCCACGACCGAGGUCGCUGACAGACUCAAGCUAAAGAAUGUUCGCGACAGGAAGUGGUACGUGCAAGGCGCAUGCGCAAUAAACGGAGAGGGAAUCUACGAGGCAAUGCAAGAACUGGCUAAACUAGUGAAGGAGUUCAACGCCCACUAAAGCUUCAUCCAAACGUAUUUAUAUCAUCGCUCAAGUGUUAAAAGAAACAACUAAUCUGCUAUUUAUUUAAACCUUAAUCUUGUGGAUCUACCGGUGUCAAUAAGUUGUGUGAAUGUAUUUCACUCACUCAUCUCCAUCCUAUCCCAGCAAAGCUUCUCCUCUGCCCUUCUAUUUUAGUUGUUAAUAAAUGGCCAGCCGCUCGUAGAAAAACUGGAAUCUUUUUAUCAUCUCAUCUCAGAACUUCCAUUCAUUAAUAGAUGAGAAUGUAAGAACGCGAUAUUACAGAAAUGUUUCAAGAGGAGGAACUGCGGAUGACAAGUUUGAGCUGGCAUUUAUCAGUUGAUUUCAAAGCUUUUAUUUCAAGUUUCAUCAGUUUAAUGUCAGGGUGAUGUCAUGCUUGGUCAAUGCUCAACGGUAAGACAUAAUGCAUCAUUCCAGAGUUUGAAAGCCUUGCCUGACAGUUCCAUUACAGAGAUCCCUGCUUGACGGAGGUUUGUAAACAGGGACACGGGAUGUGGGGUCGGGUCUAAUGUGGCUACAGGACAUUAGUGGUAGCACGAUGCGGCUACAUCAGAGCAUGUAUAGGCUACAGAUUAUGUCAUUUUGUUACCAUUUUAAACACAUACACAUGCGACACUGUACUUGAAUGUUAUUUGACAUAUCGUAUGUUAUCUUCCUAUUUAAUUCAGUCAAUUCAGACUUUGUUGAUCUAAGCACAUAUGUGCAUUGUUUUUUAAAUGUAUAAAUUCUAUUUUUACUUCAAUGUGUGUUUUAAUUUGUUCACGCAAAUUGUGAUAAUUCAAUUCGUACUUAA